AUGUUUCGUCUGCCCAUCGCGCUUCCAGCUCAUGGUGUCAGCGGAGAGUGUCAAAGCAAGUAUUAUCGUGCUCUGGGUCUGGAGACUCAAACGCUCCAUCUUGAUCGGCGCGAGCGUGCGUUGAGAGAGGGCUGCCAGAAGGCCCACCAAACUUUGCUGCGUCAGUUAGCCACAUUCGGUGGCAUCAUGGAAAUCUCAGCCAUCGCAACCGAAUCGCAGAUGGGACGACAAGAGCAACCAAUAAAGCGCCGCAGAACAAGCAACGCGUGA
Molecule: messenger RNA, 270 nt
Organism: Colletotrichum orchidophilum
Lineage: Eukaryota; Fungi; Ascomycota; Sordariomycetes; Glomerellales; Glomerellaceae
Exons: 1
Coding region: 1-270 (89 amino acids)
Source: RefSeq, a predicted model, not a curated record